This is a messenger RNA of Leptinotarsa decemlineata (Colorado potato beetle), 3975 nucleotides long. RefSeq lists its product as uncharacterized. The record is from RefSeq and is a predicted model, not a curated record. Lineage: Eukaryota; Metazoa; Arthropoda; Insecta; Coleoptera; Chrysomelidae.
AUGAAGCAAUUACGGAAAAAACUGUUGAAGAAUCAGCUACUGAAGUAUUACACUUUCAUGAUAUUAACCAAGUUCAAAACAAAAAGUCUGGUUUAGCUCAAACAGAGAUUUCCCCAACCGAAUCUGAAGAACAGAUUAUAACUGAAAAUAUUUCAAAUAAAGAAGAGGAUCAUUCCUUUAAUGUUAAUUUAGCAUAUGAUGAUAGUGAUGCUGAAAAUAAUGAAAUUUCAGAAAAUGAUAUGACAAACGACCAAUCUAAAUUACCGUCCACCGUUGUGACAGAGUCAAAAGACGUACAUAUUCGACCAAUAGAUCAGAAAACUAUCGCAUCUCAAGAGGACGUUAUGGUAAGAGAAAAGGAAAUGACACCAAUUAUAUCAGUUACCGGAAAACCUGAUUCAGAACAGUCAGCUGAACCCGCAGAAGUUCCUGAAGAUGAAAACUCACAGUCGACGCAGAUACCUACUGAUGGACUCCCAAGUACUGAAAAAGAAACAGCAGAAAUAAGUUCAGAAGAAAUCACAUCAACGACCAAUACUCCAGUGGUUUCUGAAAAUGAAAAAUCAACAGAAAGUCCCGAUGUAAGCGAAUCUCUCACCAAAAAACCACAAGAAGAGGGGCAAAGCAAAGUAACUGAGACAUCGGUAACAAUUAAUUUGAACGAGGAAUCAGACAUUACCGAACAACCAACACAUGAGAAUAACGAAAAACGAAAUUCCAAUGAAACUGGAGUUGAUACCCUUGGAACCACGGACACGCCAAUUGAAUCAGCGACACCAGAGGUUAAUAUCCAACCAAGUGGAGAAAACAUUACUGAACAAGUCACAACCGAAAUAGGAGUAACAAAAGCUGCUGUGGACGAAGUAACGAAACCAAUCAUUCACGACGUGGUAACCGAAAUUCAAUCUAGUCAAGGUGGACUAGGCGCUACUGAAGAAAUUUUCUCAACUGAAGUAACACCUAAGAAAGAAGUAGAACUCACUGCUGAAGUUACCAGAUAUACUGUUGUCACCGAAACUUCUAGGUUAGCAGAAAUUCUUGAGGUGGAAAAACGUCGUGUCGAGCAAGCUACAAGUGAAAUAACUCCUGAUAAGCAAUCUGAAAAUAAAACUCUUGGAGUUGAAGAACAGAAUGAAGCAGUUGCUGAGCGCCCUACAACCGAAAAAUCGCAAGGGGAGUUGAAGCUUUAUGUUACACCUAACUUGAAAGAAGGAUCCGGACAAGUAAAACCAUCUGAAGAUGUAGAAAGUUCUGGUGAACCAGAAAACGAAACGGAAUCUAACGAUCAGAAAACCGAAAAACCCAAAGAGGAGUCGUCUUCUGAAAAGCCAGAAGUGGUAUCCACACAAGCAACUGAAACUUCAACUACACCUACGGAUGUAUAUCAAACAUAUAAACCAGAUGUAUCUCAAAUUGGAAUAUCAGUGACUGAAUCAAAACAACCCACAGAAAAUUCUGAAGGCGAAGUGACCGACAAAUCUACUUUAUCAGAAAAGGAUCAUUCUGGUGAAAACCAAAUUGAAUCACCAGACAUACCGGCGAUAUUAGUGACUUCUAAAACACCAGUAAUUUCUGAACCAACAUAUUCUGAGAUCACAACUCAACCUGAACAAGAAUCAGAAAUCACCAAAUCGCUUGAAACUGACUCAGAACAUAAAACAUCAGAAGAACCAAACGAGAAUGUUGUUUUCACAGUGUCAUCAAUUCAUGAAGUAACAAGUGAUGUAACCCAACAUGGCGAUAAUGAUGAAUCUGAGUAUCUGACUGUUUUUAAAUCCACACAAUCACCAACAAUAAUCUCCGAUCUUGACGAAGUUACUGAGAAGUACUUCACUUCAGGUGAAGUAACUGUUGAACCUGUUGGUUUUACACAACUCUACAACAAACAAUCAGAAUAUACUAGUGAAUAUCCAGAGCCAUCAGAAGAAUGCAAACUCACAGAAAAACAAGAUGUCAAGAAAUCUGAAUCGACUGUAACAGAAGAAGAUAAUGGUAUACCUGAUGAAAGAAGUUGUUUGGUUGACGGGCAAACAUAUAAGAACAACUCUAAUGUCCCUCCAUUCAAUCAGUGCCAACUAUCAUGUAAAUGCGUCAGUUCAAUUCUUCAAUGUGAAUCUGUUCACUGCAUGGUACCUCCCUGCAAUUCGGAAGACUGUAUGCCAGUCUUUCGUUCGCCUGGUAGCUGUUGUUCAACCUAUAGUUCGAUUCCCAGUGCCACUAGCGUUAUAAAAUGGGAUAAUCAUAUUUUUGAAAAAACAACUACUGACCAAAAAAUUGAGAAACGUGAAACUACAAGCCAAAGUGCCAGAGAUCAAGCAUCAGUUGCAACUAUAACUACAAAACAUGAAAAAGAAGAAAAAAUUCCUGAAUCGUUUACUGAAAAAGAGUCUGAGGAACCCAUGCCAUUACUUGAUAAUUUCGAUAAUGAAAUUCCUGACGAGCAUGUCGAAGAGCUUUAUGUCAUUCCUGAACAUUAUGGUACAGAAGGCUGUUCAGCUAUUGGGUCUCAGACUACCGAACAAGCUAUCAGUAAGCAAGUUGAAACCAAAACGAAAAAAAAUUCGGUGACCAAAUCCUCUCCAGAUGGAAAUGAAGAAAAAUAUACACAACAGCCUAUCAAAAACUCUUUCGAUGGGAAAAAUCUACUUACAGUAACUGAGAAAAAAGACUUAAAUGAAACAGAAGGAACCGAAUUUUCUUUUGCAACCGAAAUCAUAAUUGAAAUACAGCCUGAGAAGGAAUUUGCAAAUGCAGAAAUGCAAGUUCUGUAGAAAAUGUUAUCUCAAUCAUCAUAAAAUAUGAUAUUAUUACAAAAAUACUUUUGCUACCUGAAAAAUACUCAAUAAUGGAAGACAUGACCACUUACUAACCCAAGCAAACUGUAUCAAAUAAAGCACGUGAUAGACACCCUUCAGAAGACAGCAAAUUAGGACCAGAAACUACAAUCUUACUUAUCCCCAAUACUGAUUAUGAAUUGAAAGAGUACUAUAGAAUUAGUAAUAAUGUUUAGUUACCAAGUGCAUGGAUAUGGUGAAGUUUACAGAAUAAACCUACAGUAAACAAACAUGAAUCCCACAGAAACUCGAGGUUGUACAUGGGAAUCCGGUGUACUUCUAAGGCACUUCCCCAAACCAGGAUUCCAUUAUACUUUCCAUAAAACAAGAGCUUCAUGUACUCGAACAAAGGCAAGCAGUAAUCAGAUUCAUGUGGGUCCCAUCCUCAUGAGGGCAUCCCAGGCAAUGAAAGAGCAGAUCAACUGGCGAAAGCAGCCAUCUCAAAUCCAUUGACUUAUACUGAACUCAAAAUAAAUCACAUUGACCUGAAAUCUUUCUACAAACAAGAAAUCAUCAACAAUUGGCAACAUCAGUGGUACAAUUCCACCUCUGAGCUAGCAGAAGUAAAAACAGUACUCCCAUGGAAAAAUAUUCCCAAAAACAGAAGACACCAAGUAAUCCUGACUCAUUUGCGACUGGGACAUACCCGCUUAACACAUGAAUACCUCAUAACAGGUGGUGACAAACCAAGAUGUGAAGUGUGUGGAACAGACCUGAGUGUAAAACACAUUCUAACAGAAUGCGUGCUAUAUCACAUCGACAGACUUACUCAUCGUAUCCCACAAACAAUGAAAGACAUAUUUGGUGAAAAUUGUGACACUGAACAAUUGAUAGCUUUCCUCAAAGAUAUACACAUUUUACGACAUAUAUUGUAUUAUGCCGUUGCUAAUAACCCUAGCGGAUGAUGCAACUUUCUUUAAAUAAAAAAAAAAUACAAAUAAAAACGUACUUUGGUUGAGAAGAAAAAUAUAGAAUGUGUUAGUUAUUUAACUCGUUUUUAAGCCCAAAACAAAAAAAAUUAAAAUAAGUUUGAGAAACUAAAUAUUCGUAACAGAAUGUCAAUAAGCGCAUUUCAUACUAUUAAGUUGUGUUGACUCAGUUUUCACAAUUAAAUUGUGUGUAAUAAAUCAACUAAGCAUCA